Messenger RNA from Sclerotinia sclerotiorum 1980 UF-70, 1443 nucleotides. RefSeq lists its product as hypothetical. The record is from RefSeq and is a predicted model, not a curated record. NCBI's taxonomy places the organism in Eukaryota, Fungi, Ascomycota, Leotiomycetes, Helotiales, Sclerotiniaceae. Bases 1 to 1443 code for a protein of 480 amino acids. The transcript has a single exon.
AUGCAAAAAUUACUGGAACCACUCCUCCGCCAACCGCGCACUACCGUCGCCGGAAAAAUCAACAUCCCCUCCCCAAGCGACAAACUCACCGAGUUCACCCGCACACCCCUCGAUCUCCUCACGCAGCUCCUAGCGCUCCCUCCAAACACACUCCCCAACGACGCCUGGCUACACGAGCAAGAAAAGCUCCUUACAAACUUUCCCCCCUGUCUUCUGCACCCCAAAUCCAGCGGCCUAAUCUCCCGCGUCGCCGCCUCUAUAUCCUCCUUCCGAUUAGGCGAAACCAAGACAAUCUUAUGUCCCGCGCAUAAAGCACUAAAUCCCUAUCUAAUCCGCAAGAUAUUUCUCGAGCUAACCGCCGAAAGCACGACGCGAAUGCAGCGAUUAGUUUCCGACGGAGCGUUUGAAGAAUUACCCGUCAAUGUGCGGGAAUUUGUCGUUCGCAUGCAAAGAUUGAAUAGUAUCUGGAUGCAACCUGAUUUUUAUCGUCAGGCAUAUCAAGUAUCGCCUUCGGAACCGCGCUACCAACGCGUGGCUUCGGGCUGUGAGGCUUGUAUUCUUGCGACGAUUGGUGGAAAUCGAGAUAUUGUUCGUGAUUUGUGGGCGUCGAUUUUGGGACGUAGAAAGAAGAAUAGAGAGAUGAAGGGUUGGAUUGAUGUAGUACGAGCAUGGGGAAAAUGGCAUGAAAAUUUCGAAGCCCUGAAACUUGAAUCGACGGGUUUAGGAAGAGAAAUUUGUAAAUGUAGGAAACAUCUUCAGGCACUUAGAAGGGCUGCCACAAGAGAACAAUUACAGGGAACGGAAAAUCCUAUGGGCAGAAAUAGCGAGGCCCAAACACUUCUUGGACACGAUCAUUCUGUAGGAGAUGGAGAUGUAGAUGUAGAGAAUGAAAUUGUGGACUUUUAUGCCAAUAUGAUUUCGAGAACAUCUCUCGCAAAUAGAUCAGCUCACCCGGCAGGAGAGGUUCAUGCUGCCUUUUGCGACACCGUGACUUACAGCGGUGGAUUUUUCCACAACGUUUCAAGGCCUGUAGAAGGGAAAAGUGCAUCAGUCUAUUCCCGCGACGCAGUCAACGCUUCACGAAUUCCUCAAGAUAGAGCCGAAGGGCGAGCUAACACGUAUCGGCAUCUCUUUGGAAGUGAAGACAAUUCAGCCGCCGAAUCAGACGAAGAUGCUAAACUUCAAUUCACGGAUCCAUUUGCAGAUCCACCAGCGACCAAUCACCAUGCUUACCGUGGAAGCUACUAUGAAAAUCCACGAGCAUGUCCCUCGCCCCCUUCUCCUCGUACUACGAGUCAUGAGAACAAACCCAAAGAAAAACACGCACCACGUCAUCGAAGACCAGAUCCUCUAGUAAACCCUUUUUCACGAAGCUCACAUGUUGCUCACUCUGAGGUUGAGGACAGUGAUCGGGGAACUCGAUGUAGUGAUUUCAUGAAAUAG